AUGCAUUUAGUCACAUCUCUCGCGGCCCUCGCGGCCCUUGCCCCAGCCAUCGUCACGGCAACUCUGGACCCUGCGUCCUCAAACACAAAAGGCUACAAACCCAAUAGCCUGAAUUGCGAGGCCGCGAAAGUAUCAACCGCGAUCCAAGCCGCCGAGUGCAGCCACAACACACGCACCUCAGAGACGCAGACCUUCGCUGUCUUUGAGACAGACCACCAGUAUGACGGUAACAACGGGUACCCAUACGGUACCUGCAGUGCGUACACCUGUGCCCCUCCCAGCAGCGACGAGCUUGAGGCAGACGACGACUACUGGAUCUUCUACUGGAGUGAUGAGGGAAGUGAGAGCGGGUACGGGACGGGCUGUAUCAAGGACCCGAACACGGGCGAGUGUGGGUGUGAGAACUCGGACGGGACGUUUGUUGCUUGA
This is a messenger RNA of Aspergillus nidulans FGSC A4, 429 nucleotides long. RefSeq lists its product as uncharacterized. NCBI's taxonomy places the organism in Eukaryota, Fungi, Ascomycota, Eurotiomycetes, Eurotiales, Aspergillaceae. Bases 1 to 429 code for a protein of 142 amino acids. The record is from RefSeq and is a predicted model, not a curated record. The transcript is spliced from 2 exons.